Messenger RNA from Trichomonas vaginalis G3, 1689 nucleotides. Its product is annotated as spectrin binding. Gene Ontology annotation, molecular function: protein binding. The transcript has a single exon. The record is from RefSeq and is a predicted model, not a curated record. Bases 1 to 1689 code for a protein of 562 amino acids. NCBI's taxonomy places the organism in Eukaryota, Parabasalia, Trichomonadida, Trichomonadidae.
AUGAUUCAGAAUUCCAUUAUGCACUACUCAGAGAUAUUCAUGGAGGCAUUCAGUCAGCUCUCUCACAUAGAAGAUAUCGAUUUUGAAUCAUAUAUAAAAUUAAUCAAUUCAUAUGAUUUCCAAAUCGACGAUUUAUAUAGUUUAAUCAAAAAUUUGAUUCUUUCACAUCCAUCAAAGAUUAAAUUAUUUACUCGAUUUUACGAAAAGCUCGAUAAUUUCUUGGAAAAUUUGCAUUAUGAAUUUAAUAAGUAUUAUAGUUCUGUAUGGUUUGCAAGAAUGAUAUUACUCAUCUAUUUAGAUGGAUUGUUAGAUUUAGAACAAUUAAUUGACUCAGAUAUUGAACCAGAAAAACUUAUUCUCGUUUUGCUUUUUCUUAGAGACUUUAUAAAUCCAACAGAUGAUAUUUAUUCCGACAUUACAUCAAUUCUUGAUAGUAAACCAAGCCCAGAUCGAAAAAGAGAAAUUAAAGCCAUGAGAAUUACAUUAGAUUUAAUGCAAAACGUAAAUGAAAGGAAAUACCUUAUACUAAAUGGCUACAAUGAUCAUACAAUUGCGGCUGCUAUUGCAAGAGAUGAUGUUGAUCUUCUUAUUGAAUUAUCAACAGAUCCUUCUUUCGAUGUUAAUGCUCAAAUAGGACCUUUAUUCUUCAUGACUAAUCCUACCACUCAAGAAAUAUCAUUAAUUCAAUUAGCAGCAAAGAAUAGCGCGAUUAAUUGCUUUAAAUUCUUAAUUUCCAACAAUGCGAAUCUUGAUAAGAUAGAAAAAUACAUAAUUCAAGGAGGAAACCUUGAAAUAUUCAGAAUCUUUGAAAAAACCUCAAAAUAUAACUUUCAAAAAAUUAUUGGACCAAUUUUGCAAAAUGGCUCUCCGGAGAUGAUCGAAUGGGUUUUAGAAAGAAUUGAUAUCAAUAAUGAUCAGAAUAAUCGUGAAAUUAUCGAUCAAAUUAGAUUUAUUUAUUUUCACAUGGAAGACACAAAAUAUCCGGCUCUCAAUGUACUUUUACAAUGGGCUGGCCAAUUAGGAGUUCAACUUGCCUUCGUAUUUGCUUCAGAUUCAAUAAAAUUUGGAAAAUUAUUAUUACUUGACAUUUCACUAAAUAUACUUGAUUAUGACUUACAGAUGAUCAAUUCAAUGAAUCCUCUGAUCGCAGCUGUAAAUACAAGGGAAUUCAAAAUUGUCAAAUUAUUAUUAGAAUCCAAAAAUUUUUUAAUCAACGAAACGGAUCCAAUAGGUGAGACUCCUUUAAUAAAAGCUAUUGUCAACGAGUCAAUUGAUAUUAUUGAUCUUUUAUUGAGUAUUCCUCAAAUUGACAUCAAUAAAAAGUCAAAAAAUGGUUCAACUCCUUUACACUUUGCUUGUAGAGUUGGAAAUCACGAUAUUGUUAAGAAAUUGCUUUCAUUAGAAAGUAUUAAAGCUGAUGAAUUAGAUAAUUAUAGAUCAACUCCUUUUCUCGAAGCUGUUGAACAAGGAAACCCUGAAAAUGUCAAAGAGUUUUGUCAGAGAAAAGAUGUAAACAUUUUCAGAAACACGAUUUAUGAUAAAUCUGCGCUUCAUAUUGCUGCAGAAGAAGGUAAUGAGAAAGUUGUUUCUUUAUUGUUAGAUUAUGGACUGUCGAAGGAUACUCUUAGCGGGUCUCAAAAGAAACCAUAUGAUGUAGCUCUUCCUAAUGUUAAACAUUUACUGUUAUAA